AUGUCAGAUUAUGAACGUAUCCGUCUAGUGAUAUUAGGCGGAGCCGGCGUUGGUAAAAGUUGUAUCGUUAAACGAUUUUUAACAAAUAGUUAUACAGAUAAAUAUCGUAGUACUGUUGAAGAUUUAUAUAAUCGUGAAUAUGAUUUAGGUACAGUCACGUUAAAAGUUGAUAUAUUAGAUACAGCGGGUGAUAUGCAAUUUCCCGCUAUGCGCCGUUUAAGUAUUGCCACAGCACAUGCAUUUUUAUUAGUGUAUGCAUCCACAUCGGCUGCAUCUUUUGAAAGUAUUAAACGAUGCUUUGAGGAGAUACGAGAACAACGUGCUGAUUUUCAAGAAAUACCCAUUGUUGUUGCGGGUAAUAAAUUUGAUUUGGCCACGUCUCACCGUGAAGUACGAAUUGAAGAUGUUAGCGAAUGGGUUUAUUGCGAAUUACCAAAAUUAAGGGUUAAAGUACUUGAAUGUUCAGCCAAAGAUGAUUAUAACAUAAAAGAAAUAUUUCGAUCAUUCGUCACACUAUCUAGAAUAUUACCACAAGGACAAGAUGAUGGUAGCGGUACAAGUGGUCUAAAACGACGUUCAUCUGCAUAUGUAUCCACAUCAAAAGGUCAACGACGUACACAAAGUCCAAACGAUAGUACAGUGAGUGGACGUGAUCGGGGUAGUAGUAGUAGCACAUCUACAUCUGCUGAUACAAAUUCAUCAUUAAGUGAACCACGAUCAAAGCCACGAUCGAGAUCGUUAAUACGACGUUCAAGUCGAAAAGCAAAACAACAGAUACGUGAUGCACAAAGUAAUUCUGAUGAAUGUAUAGUAUCAUAA
Messenger RNA from Chrysoperla carnea, 819 nucleotides. RefSeq names its product GTP-binding protein Di-Ras2. Gene Ontology annotation, molecular function: GTP binding; GTPase activity. Lineage: Eukaryota; Metazoa; Arthropoda; Insecta; Neuroptera; Chrysopidae. The record is from RefSeq and is a predicted model, not a curated record. The coding region runs from base 1 to 819 and encodes 272 amino acids. The transcript has 2 exons.